AUGGAUGCAGAGAUGGCUUCCUGGAAGUCCACAGGCACCUACGUUGACGCGGUUCCCCCUCCUGGGGCGAACAUCGUCAGUGGCAUGUGGAUCUUCAGGGUGAAGCGGCCGCCGGGCUCUCCACCUGUCUUCAAGGCACGGUACGUUGCUCGUGGCUUCAGUCAGCGGCAUGGAGUUGACUACUUUCAGACCUUCUCUCCCACCCCGAAGAUGACUACUCUUCGGGUGCUGCUGCACAUAGCUGCUCAGCGCGACUACGAGCUUCACUCUCUCGACUUCAGCACUGCGUUCUUGCAGGGUAGCCUGCACGAGGAGAUCUGGCUUCCCCGUCCACCUGGCUUUACUGGGACUUUCCCUCCUGGCACCCAGUGGAGCCUCCGACGGCCAGUCUACGGUCUCCGCCAGGCACCGCGUGAGUGGCACGACACACUGAGGACUACGCUUGCGGCUCUUGGGUUUGCUCCUUCUACUGCUGACCCGUCGCUGUUUCUUCGCACCGACACUUCCCUGCCGCCGUUCUACAUCCUCGUGUACGUCGACGACUUGGUCUUUGCCACAGCAGACACUGCUGGACUCGCCUACGUGAAGUCCGAGCUGCUGAAGAGACACACGUGCACAGACCUCGGUGAACUGCGCAGCUACCUUGGCUUGCAGAUCACUCGGGACAGAGCACGCCGCACCAUUACCUUGACUCAGUCACACAUGGUGCAGCAGGUCCUUCAGCGCUUCGGCUUCACGUACUCCUCGCCUCAGGCCACUCCUCUGCCUACUCGCCACUCACUCUCAGCUCUGCCUUUGGAUGAGUCCGUAGAGUCGAGUGGUCCACCGGAGCACAUGGCUGCAGCGAAGAGGGUAUUGCGUUACCUGUGCAGUACGUCGGGCAUGGGGCUAGUGCUUGGAGGGCGGAGUCCAGUGGUCCUUACCGGCCACGCGGACGCUUCUUGGGCUGACGACCAGGCUACGCAGCGGUCGUCACAGGGUUACACCUUCAGCCUUGGUUCCGGCUCUGUCUCGUGGCGGUCUACUCGCUCGUCUUCAGUUCUCGGCUCCAGUUGUGAGGCUGAGAUCUACGCCGGGGCCAUGGCUGCACAGGAGCUUCGCUGGCUCACCUACCUGCUGACUGACCUUGGAGAGCCGCCUCGUUCUCCUCCAGUGCUGUACGUAGACAACAAGGCUAUGCUGGCCUUGUGUCGAGAGCAGCGCUUGGAGCACAGAACGAAGCACAUUGCUCUCCGCUACUUCCUUGCUCGUGAGCUGCAGCAGCGUGGUCAGUUGCGACUUGCGUACGUGGCCUCUGAGGCCAACACUGCUGAUGUGUUCACCAAGGCACUCGCGCCUUGUGACCAUCAGCGCUUUUGCACCCAGUUGGGUCUUGUGCCUGUCUUGCCUCACUUGCUCUCCUCUUGA
This is a messenger RNA of Closterium sp. NIES-65, 1407 nucleotides long. Lineage: Eukaryota; Viridiplantae; Streptophyta; Zygnematophyceae; Desmidiales; Closteriaceae. The record is from the annotation of a GenBank genome assembly.